AUGAAAAUGACCAUCUAGAACAUGGGGUUGAAUCAGAUAUUAUAUUGGACACUGAAUCACCUGCAAUAAAUGAUAAAAAUUACCAUCUAAGACAUGGAGUUGAAUCAGAUAUUAUAUUGGACACUGAAUCAUCUGCUAUACAUGUGGCAAAUACUACACUUGAUUUGAAUUCAGAAUACCCUACUGAUAGAGGUAAAUUCCCUGACAACAUUACUGAUUCUAACUUAAAGAAACAAAUCAUCGCAUAUGGUCCAUGUAAGCCAACAAACAAAUAUCUUUUGAAAAAUGUCAGUUUGAAAAAUUCUGGUCAUUCUUUUUCAAUUGAUUAUUAUCACUUGACUACUAUAACUGGAAUGAAAAUUCCAAGGCAAUGGUUUUGUUUUUCAGUUAUAAUGAAUAAGGUAUACUGUGAAACUUGUUGGCUCUUUGCCAACAGAUUAAACGCAAAUUUCAAGUAUAACUGGAUUCAUGGUAUAUGUGACUGGCAAAAUUUGAAAAAACAAAUAUCAAUUGAAGCUCAAUUUUGGAAAGAUGUUUUGACCAGAUUAAUAAAAAUUAUUCUAAGUCUUACUGCUGGAAACUGUGCAUUAAGAGGAAAUGAAGGGGAAAAAAAUACUGAUUCAGAAGGAAAUUUUCUACGCACCGUUAAACUUAUUGCUGAAUAUGAUCCUGUAUUGAACAAGUUACUUUACAAUGAAGAGAUGAAAAUAAAAUAUCUUAGUUGGAAAAUACAGAAUGAGCUCAUAGAACUUUUGGCAUCAAAUGUUAAAAAAAUAAUCUGUGACGAGAUUCGAAAUGCUCAAUGCUUUGCUAUAAUAAUGGACUCAACCCAAGAUAUCACAAAAGUAGACCAGGUUAGUUUAAUUAUAAGAUAUGUUAUAGUUGAUUAUGAAGAAAAAUCUUUUAAAAUAAUGGAAUCUUUUUUGGGAUUUUAUCCAUUAAUCAAGCAUGGUGCUAAAUUGGACAUAAAAAGAUGUAGAGGUCAAGGGUAUGAUGGGGCAUCAGUUAUGAGUGGUGCAUAUACUGGUGUCCAAAAAAGGAUUUCAGAUGUUGUACCAAGUGCUUCCUACAUUCAUUGCACAGCUCAUAACCUCAAUUUGGUUAUUUCUGAUAUUGCUAAAAGCUCUCAAAAAGUAGCUUUAUUCUUUGAUAUUGUACAAGAUAUAUUUCUGUUCUUUAGCAAGAGUGCACCUAGAUGGACAUCAUUGGCUUUUGGUGAGAAGACCGCAGAUCAAAUAAGAAAUAAAGUAUUAAAAAAAGUAUUACAAUCACCACAAACCAAUCUUCACAAGGCAUGUGAUUUAUUGCAAGGAACAAUUUUAUCAAUUGAAAAAAUGAGAGAUGGUUAUGAUGAACUUGUUGCUACUGGAUUAUGCCAUAAAUGGGGUAUAUCUAUAACAAAACCUACAACCCGUAAAAUAUAUUCAAAACAAUACUGUGGAGAAAUUCAAGGAGAUAAACGAUUAGAUGUGCCUGAAGAAAAAUUUCGUAUAGCAAUUUUUUAUCCUCUCAUUGAUACAGCUUUAUUUCAGUUACGUGAUCGAUUUAAAGGACUUCAUUCCGUUUCAAGAAAUUUUGAAUUUUUACUUCCACAAAAUAUAGUUACUAUGAAAGAGUCAGAAAUAGUUAAAUCUUGUUAUGAUUUCAUAUCAUUUUACAAUAACGAUGUGACAUCAGAUUUAAUAAGACAACUAAUUUCAUUAAAAGAAUUUAUUAAAAAUACAAAAAUUCAAACUAUUCAAGAAUUGACAUCUUUUAUAAUUGAAUAUGAUCUUUCAUCCCUUUACAGUGAAAUUCUCACAGCUUGUAUUAUAUAUUUAAGUCUCCCAGUUACUGUAGCUACGGCCGAAAGGUCAUUUUCCAAAUUAAAACUCCUAAAAAAUUAUCUUCGGAAUUCUAUUUCGCAAGAUAGAUUAACUGGCAUAAGUAUACUUAACAUAGAAAAAUCAAGGACAAAAUAA
Molecule: messenger RNA, 1961 nt
Organism: Diuraphis noxia (Russian wheat aphid)
Lineage: Eukaryota; Metazoa; Arthropoda; Insecta; Hemiptera; Aphididae
Product: zinc finger MYM-type protein 1-like
Source: RefSeq, a predicted model, not a curated record